Molecule: messenger RNA, 5250 nt
Organism: Xiphophorus couchianus (Monterrey platyfish)
Lineage: Eukaryota; Metazoa; Chordata; Actinopteri; Cyprinodontiformes; Poeciliidae
Gene: slc25a22a
Product: solute carrier family 25 member 22a
Exons: 11
Coding region: 1195-2133 (312 amino acids)
Biological process (GO): malate-aspartate shuttle; aspartate transmembrane transport; L-glutamate transmembrane transport
Molecular function (GO): L-aspartate transmembrane transporter activity; L-glutamate transmembrane transporter activity
Source: RefSeq, a predicted model, not a curated record
UUUGCCUUGGAAGUAUUCCAUGAAUUACAUUUUUGUUUGAUCUCUUUCAUAAGAUAGUCAUGAAUACUGACCUCAACAGAGACAAAUGAAGCAUACAUCCCUUUAGAUGUUGUUCUUUUGUGAUUCUACUUAAGUCAUUGAUGCGCUCUGUGGUGUAGCCACUCCUAGGACAGUUUACCACUGAUUUGUGUGUUGUCCAUUUGUAGAUAGUGGCUUUCAAUCGUUUGUCUUGCAGUCCCAAAGUCUUACAAAUGGCUUUGUAACCAUUUCCAAACAAAUAGAGGUCAAUGGGUUUGUUUGUUCUUGAAUAUCUUUAGAUUUGAAAUUGACGUGUUGCUUUGACCUACUUCAUUCAGCCUGACAUUACGUGAUUUCUUAAUGCUAGACAUUAGUCAGAAAUCAAGCCUGAAUUUGACUAAGGAGACUUAACCAAAACAUGAAGUUAAUCCCAAUUAUUAUUAAUUACUAAGAGGGACGGGGGAGUUGUUUCUUUAAUAAAUAAAAUCAUAAUAGUACUUUUGGUUUUUACUCAGUUAUCUUUAAUAUUACAAUUUCUUUGAAAAGAGGGCUGAUACAUUUUCAUAACAGUUCAUAUUAUUAACAGUAAUAGAAAUAUUAAUAAUGCAAUGUAGCUCUAAACAGAUGGUGCCUUGCGUUAGAUCUGACCACUGUGAUCUUGCAGCUCAGAGCAUUACCCAAUAUAUCUGCAGAAACACACUUCUGCUGUUGGGAGCUCAGUGUGCAGUGUGUUAAUGGAACCAGCACAUGUGAGACAGAUGAACUGGUAUCUACUGCCUGCUCUGAGCUAAUGAAGAAGCUGUAUUUGCUUUUCAUUUUCUGUGCUGUCUUCCCAAGUCACAUGGGUUCUUUUUUAGUGCUGAUUGCAACAAUCUUUGUCACCAUAGCCACUCACUUCCUUGUAUCUUUAGCCAAACUUGAAUGUCAUUCAUUCACCAAGACCUUUACUCAGUCGGCACUUAAGAAGAGAGGAGCAGCACUGGAGCUUAGAUUGAGAAGACUUACUUGAAGUAGCAACAACUGGAUUAAAUCGAGUGGGAAAACAAAGGACGACACCACUUUGUCUCACUUAGAUAGCAGAACACCACUGGAAAUAUCAUCUCAAAGAAAAUAAACAUCUCCAGAGUGACCAGCUAACCAACGUGUUUUACUGCGACCAGCCGGGGGUUCAGAUAAAUGGCUGAUAAACAGAUCAGUUUGCCUGCCAAAUUGAUCAAUGGAGGGAUUGCCGGGAUUGUCGGAGUGACCUGUGUGUUUCCCAUUGACCUGGCCAAGACUCGCCUGCAAAACCAGCAAAAUGGAUCUCGCCUUUAUACCAGCAUGUCAGACUGCCUUAUUAAGACCAUUCGAUCAGAGGGGUAUUUUGGGAUGUACAGAGGAGCUGCGGUGAACCUAACGCUAGUUACACCAGAGAAGGCUAUCAAAUUGGCUGCUAAUGACUUCUUCAGGCAUCACCUCUCCAAGGAUGGAAAGCUCACUCUGGUCAAAGAGAUGCUGGCUGGGUGCGGAGCGGGUACAUGCCAGGUUGUUGUAACAACUCCUAUGGAGAUGUUGAAAAUCCAGCUGCAGGACGCAGGGAGGCUUGCUGCUCAGAGGAAGCUCAUGCCAGAGACGGUGGCAGCAGGAACUGUGGAGACAAAGUCCCCGACAGCCAUGCAGAUCACCAGACAAUUACUGAGGGAAAAGGGUAUUGCUGGACUCUAUAAGGGCCUUGGUGCCACACUGCUCAGGGAUGUUCCUUUCUCCGUCAUCUACUUCCCCCUUUUUGCUAAUCUGAAUAACCUGGGGAAGAAAGACGCAGAGGGCCCCGCUCCUUUUUACGUGUCGUUCAUAUCAGGCUGCGUUGCAGGAAGCACAGCGGCUGUUGCAGUCAACCCUGUUGAUGUGAUAAAGACUAGACUUCAGUCCCUUACUCGAGGAAGCACAGAAGACACAUACUCUGGAGUGAUCGACUGUAUCAGGAAAAUCAUGCGCAACGAGGGUCCUUCAGCCUUCCUGAAGGGAGCCUACUGUCGCGCCCUGGUCAUCGCACCUCUGUUCGGCAUCGCCCAGGUCGUCUACUUCCUGGGCGUGGGCGAAUAUAUCCUCAGCUUCUUGCCUAAGAAAAACAACUAAGACGCGCCUCUGUUCUGCCUUCCCUCCCAUGAUGCAUUACAUCAGCUCCAUGAGGAUUCGUCUGAUUCUUAGAGGUUUUUUUUUUUAUUAUUUGGAUCUCAUUUAUUUUUGUUUUUAAAUUGUUGUGCUGAAUGUUCAAAAAGUUCAGAAGGGAGCCUUUGUUUUGCCAAGAUGCCUGUGGCAGCGCACAAGUUUCCAGUUGGCAAGCUCCGCCACAGCAGCUUUCUGGAAAUCAUGCUACAAACAGAGGUCUGUAAUUAAAUGAUUUUAUUGUACUUUUAAAUAUGAUUGUCAAACCUAGCAAAUUAGAUGUACUGCCCUUGGCUGCAGCAGCUCUGCAAGCCGUUCAGUAAUGCUCUUUGGAGGCUUCAUUACCCUUUCAAUAUCAGAACUACGUGUUGCAUUUUAUGUGAAAUUUCUAUUUUCCUCUGCCCUAAAUUGAGCAAUAAAGUCAAAAUCUUCUGUUAGAAAUAUAUAGAAAAUCUGGAGUAGGCAUGGGCCAGAAUGAAAUUCUCAUGGUAUGACAAGUAUGUGCACAAAAACAUGAUAGUACUGGUUUAGACAUAAAUUCUGAAACAACAAUUCAUAAAAUUCUUUUAAUUUGAAGCAGAAAAUCAAACAAGUAUUGCUACUCCUGCUAAAAUUAUACUACAAUGAGUUAUGAUAUUGUUAAAUAUCAAAUAUAUUAUGAUUAAGAAUAUUAAUAUUUUAUUGAUAAAUGGACACAAGCAAAUAUGCAAGGAUUUAGCUUAUUAUUAUGCAGAACAUAAAUUAUACACAUAGUUUUGUGGUUUUGUUGUUUAGAGAGAGAAACUAUAGUGGUCUACUAAUAUUAUUAGCUGGUUAAUUAGAUAGCUAGCCUGCAGCCAGCUGCUGAACAGACACACCAAAGUGUGACAACAAGUGAUAGGUGGAAAUCAGUUGGCUUUCAUGAACAGCUAAUUUUGUUCUUUCUUGAACACAAGGACAAAAGGUAGCAGCCUUUUUAAGCCAGCUGACCAACAGCAUGCAGAAAUAGUUUGGGGAGGGGCUUCGAAAAAUGUGUUGUUGUUUCCAUGGCUCCUUGUUAGAAAAACCUUUAGUUGAAAUAACUGUAUAAUGUAAACCUUCAGUGUAACUUUUUAAAACCAUUGUAAUACAUUGAUUUCAGUAAUCAGCCCAUGCCUAAUCUGGAGCUUUAGAGCAUUACUUAGAAAAAAGUCAAACAGUCUUUAUGUAAUGAGAGAAUACUAAACAGUGGGAGUCUGGUUCAUGCCAAGUCCCAGGGCAGUGUGUUGAUGUGAUACCAGCUCACUCCCUAUAAUCUUUCCUGGGAAUCUACUUCCCUUUCCCUGUACAGUAAGUGGUUGUAAUGAACUCAGCGGUUCAGCUCAGAGCAGGCUUUGAUUGCCUUGGCUUUUUAAGGAGAUCAGGUUCCAUCUGAUAUUUAGCUUAGCCACAGUGGUUCUAAUGUUUGGCCUCCGAGAACAAUGUCUGUUUUUUGUUCUCACCCCAUGCAACUUCUGAUUAUUGUGAACGGCCACAAACUAUGUGGUGCUGAAGUUUAAAUUCGAAACAAAAUCACAGUUGAGUGAUCAUCGAGGAGAUUGCCUUUGAGCUUUAAAACCCUUGCGUGCUGAAAUGUUCUGCAAUCUGUGAUUUACUGUGGAUUUCUAGAUGGUCAGACAUCAUGUUGUGAAACCUGUAGACGCAGACUUGGUUUUUUUUUUGUUUACACAAGAGUUUGCUCUUCAUUUUCCAGCUUUGUCCAAACUUGCGUUCAGUGGCAGGACCCAAAGAGCUAAUGAAAAAUGUUUUCAUUCAUUUGAAAAGUCAGACCAGUGCGCUCUCAGUGUUGUGUGAUUUGUACCAAACAUUUCUGCUUGUUUGCUUUAUUGGUUUUGUUUGCUUUAAGCUGCCGGGCGUAAAAAAGAAAAAAGAACAGCCCUGUCGUAUCUUGUUUAUGCAUCACAACACUGAGGCGCCCUGCCAUUGGUGUAUCUAGUCGGAGAUCAAGGUGACUUUGAUGUGUAUUAUCCAAUCACAUUCCUUCCUUGCUCCCACUGGUCAAGCAGCUCUUCACUUGUUCUGUUGCACUUCUGAUGCAACUUUUUCAGUGUGAUAUCAUUUGUGGGAGUGAGCUUUAUUUAUAGAUAUUCCCUCCUAGAAGCAGUAUAGUGUUAUAUAUUUGUAUGGGUUUUUUUUAGUGUUGUAUUGUCUACUUUGUUAUCUAUAUUGUACAUAUUCAGAUGAAAUGGACUCUGUUUUAGAAUUUAUUGUUUUUGUACAUUUUGGUUUAUUUGCACACCUACCUCUCCACCUUUCCCAUUCAAUUCAUGUUGUGGUGAUUUUAUGUUAGAAUGAUAAGUCAAAUGAAGGAACAUCAAAGAGUUUUUUUAUUACUGUACGCCAAGGGGAACACUAGCUGAUCUUCAGAUGGAUUUUUUUUUUUGGAGGUGCCAUUUUCCCGGACUAUGAGUUAAAUCUGUGGGUUCAGCCACUUGUUUGAACAUAGGACCAAAUGAAGAAUCUUCCUGCUGAAGUUUAGUUUCCAGUGAAUGACAUAACAAUAAAUAAAUGCACACUGAGGAAGACGAGCUCUAAGGAAGCUGCUUUGUUAAUGUCUGAAUGGUGCUUCUUCUACGAGGCUGCUGCAAUACGACAGAGGCUGCACUAAAAACCGAGGCGGCUAAACUCAGCCUCUCUCCACGUCUUACUGUAACUGAAAGCCAUAAAUCAGGGAGGAGACCGCUAGACACCAAGUGGCAUCUUUCAACAGUGGAAGCAGACAAUAAGUUUGAGGGAGGUGAAAAAAGCAAAGAGAACCACCAACUCAUUUAAAUUUGUCUUUAUUAUUAUUAUUAAUAUUAUUUUCUUUGACAUUCUGACUUGAUUUUACAUGCAUUUCUGUUCAGAUGUUUACCUGCAGUUAUGGGCAUGGAUUUAAUUUAACUUUUCUUUUUCCAGGUUAGAGAGAUGAUACUUUGUACAACUAUGUUUUUUAAGAACAAGAAUUGGGUGCUUAGUAUAUAUUUCUAACAUGGGUCUAAAUCCACCCAGGGUCAAAAUUACACAUUGCAUUGGUUAAAUGCUCCAGGAGCACAAGCAGCAAAGCAGACCCUUACAAAAAAAUCCCAU